Exaiptasia diaphana is the source of this 2069-nucleotide messenger RNA. RefSeq names its product octopamine receptor Oamb. Gene Ontology annotation, biological process: G protein-coupled receptor signaling pathway, coupled to cyclic nucleotide second messenger; chemical synaptic transmission. The record is from RefSeq and is a predicted model, not a curated record. The transcript has a single exon. Gene Ontology annotation, molecular function: G protein-coupled serotonin receptor activity; neurotransmitter receptor activity. The coding region runs from base 212 to 1342 and encodes 376 amino acids. Gene Ontology annotation, cellular component: dendrite; membrane. Lineage: Eukaryota; Metazoa; Cnidaria; Anthozoa; Actiniaria; Aiptasiidae.
AGUGCAACGGACCGAGGCUUUGAAGGCGGUCGUCGAAGAGACUACUGUAUUGCUACGGGAAUUAGUUGAUCAAACGUCCUCCGAUUACAAUCAGUGUUUUAAGCUUGUGGACUUGAAGAUUUGCGAUAUCGUCCAAGGACAACAAAAAGUCUGUAAAAACAGAAAAUCAGUAACAUAUCGUAACUUGCUUUACCUGACAGCUUAUCCAAACAUGGAUAAUACAAGCUUCCCCGACAAGAACAGCACACAAAAUUCGUCCAACAUCAACCAAGGWACUGAGAAAGCUGAAGUGAACGGUGUUAGAGUUGCUGUGUCGAUUGUUCUGAUGGUUUUCAUCAUCGCUGGAAACCUACUUGUGAUCUUAGCCUACAAGACCAACYACCGAUUACGUACAGGGACAUACACUUUUCUAGUAAGUUUAGCGAUAAGUGACUUUCUUGUUGGUAGCGUCUCUAUACCYCUCUGGAUCUAUAUAUCUGCYCGAGGAUGGCAAGCGCUUCCUGGGGAAGCGUAUGCAUUCUACAUCUGUUUUGAUAUUUUUAGUGCUUUGGCAUCAACCUUCCACCUAACCGCGGUAAGUGCUGAGCGUUUCAUAGCGAUUUCCAGACCGUUCUACUACAAAACCAUUCCAAUACGCACCUAUUUCAUAUGGUUAUGUUUUGCUUGGGGUCUCGCCUUUGUUUUUGCAACAUUGCAUUGGAAGGGUAUUGGAAGUCUUUUUGACGAUCCUACAAGUCCUGAAAUGAUCACAUAUAAACAAGUAUAUAGCGUUAUUCUAUUUACAUGUGGUUACUUGUUUCCCAUGUUUCUCAUAACAACAGUUAACAUUGGGAUUUUUAAAAUCGCCAAAAAACUCAUUAGAAGCUCUGCGCGUCCGAGUCAAGCAAGCAUAGAAGAUAACAUGACCUCCUUUACUCAGAGAAGAUUGCCAAAAGAACGUAAGACAGCUAUAACAUUGGUGAUGAUAACAGGACUGUUCUUUUUAGCUUGGAUGCCAUUUUUCGUUGUAAACAUGAUUAGUUUAUUUUGCCUUAGAGCGUGCUUACUGCGAUUAACGCGAUAUUCAGUAUUCAUCCUGGUUGAAUUUACAAAGUGGUUUCAUUACAGUAACAGCGCUAUAAAUGCCGUUGUUUAUGCGUUUCGUGACGUGGAAAUGAGACGAACAUUUAUCUCACUCAUACUGCCUUUUUGUGAGUACCCAGCACAUCGCAUAGGACCAGGGAGCCUGGACACUACCGCGGCUGUGGUCAGAACAAGAAACCACAGCUCAUCGUCUGCGUAUUACGCCGAGUACUUGAAGUCACCAAACAGAGUUGAGCUAGAAGGCCCUAAUUGUUCUUAAAUUGUGAAAAUAUAAUAAAACUCUAAGAGCGGAAGGAGUAUGGUACAUUAAUCAAAAACAACUGUCACUAACUGAAAUCCAUAUAGAUUGUGUUUAUAAUCAGGUUUAAAUAACAACUGUUUUGACUCGCCGACUCCGAAAAAAAUAGCAAAAAACCGGCACGGCAAAGUAAAUGAAAUCAGAUGAGUUUCCUUGUACCGCAGCCAGGAUUGUCGACGAUUAUUGAUUUAAAAGACAAACUUGAAUCUUGGUUUAACGCCGAUCUCUUUCUUUUUCUUCCACAUCGCGCUGGUUGAAUUUGACUACAACACGGACUUGGAUUACGGAAAUGAGACAGCGCUUGAAAGAUCACGCACACGGAUUGUUAGAAUAACAUCAUAAAGAUGGAUAUUUUAAUUAAAAACAUUGUACUUCAAAACCCUACAUCAAAGAAAAUGAAGACGAAACUCGGGAUAGAGGGGAAAAAAGGUCGGAGAUAGAUAACUUGUUUACAUCGGAAAAUAUGAAAAACUGCUUAGUAAACGAGACAACGUAUUGAUAAGCUAAAUGAAGGCAAUAUACUAAGUGUUUCCUUAUUUUUACUACUAUCAAUGUAUAUACGUGAAAACAAUGUUUUAUCUGUUAACAAAAUAGCGAUAACUGGUAGAUCAGGAUCAUUUAAGCAGCUGAAAUCGAUUUGGGGAUUAAAAAUAAAUGCGAAAAUAAAUAGACGAUAAUAAAUAAAAAA